AUGUCUUCCGAACCCAAAUACACCAUGCUUCUUUUCUUCAAGCGCAAUCCAAGCCUCAGCCCGUCAGAGUUCAAAGCCUAUUACGAGGCCAAUCACGUUCCCCUCGUUCUCGAGGUGGCCAAGGAGGCCAAGGGACUAAUCACGUACACGCGGCGCUACCUCGACCACGCAGCCUCGGACCCGUCUCUCGGCAACCCUUUUACCGUCUUUGGCGAUUCGCCGCCGGCAACGGUGCCCUACGACAUGGUCAAUGAAGUCACGUUUGCGACUAGAGCGGAUGCGGUCGAGUUCUCGAGAAUCAUGUACAAGGUCGAGGAGAACAGGGCCCGGGUCCUGGACGACGAGAAUAAACUGUUCGUGGAGGAUCAAAUGAGGGGCAUGAUUGUUGAAACUAUCACAUCUUGA
This is a messenger RNA of Pestalotiopsis fici W106-1, 405 nucleotides long. RefSeq lists its product as uncharacterized. The transcript has a single exon. Gene Ontology annotation, molecular function: oxidoreductase activity. The record is from RefSeq and is a predicted model, not a curated record. Lineage: Eukaryota; Fungi; Ascomycota; Sordariomycetes; Amphisphaeriales; Sporocadaceae. The coding region runs from base 1 to 405 and encodes 134 amino acids.